Brassica oleracea var. oleracea is the source of this 753-nucleotide messenger RNA. RefSeq lists its product as uncharacterized. Lineage: Eukaryota; Viridiplantae; Streptophyta; Magnoliopsida; Brassicales; Brassicaceae. The transcript is spliced from 3 exons. The record is from RefSeq and is a predicted model, not a curated record. The coding region runs from base 1 to 753 and encodes 250 amino acids.
AUGGAUUCUAAUCCAUAUAAUACACAGCCCUCAAAUUUUGUUGACCUUCUCAAUAGUCAACAAGACGUUGUGUUUGGUUUAGGGGAAGAUAGUGUCCAUGUUUCUUCGUCACAUGUUCCUCUUUUUGGAACUCCACAAAGUCAAGAUCCUCACUUUGGAGAGAUUCCUGCAGAGCGUAAAGAAAGAAGAACAUGGACGCCUACAGACGAUCAAGUGCUCAUAUCCUCUUGGUUAAACACUAGUAAAGAUCCCGUUGUAGGGAAUGAGCAGCGAUCCAGAGCUUUUUGGCAGAGAAUUGCAGCGUACUUCGCAGCAUCACCAAAGAUUGGAGCCAGUGAAAGGAGGGAGGCCAGUCACUGCAAGCAGCGUUGGCACAAGAUCAAUGAUCUUGUUGGAAGUUCUGUGGCGCGUUUGAAGCUGCAAGCAGAGAGAGAACCAGCGGAGAGUAGCUGUAAAAGGAGGAAGCUCGACGACAGCGCACAAUCAUCAACCUCUCAAGACUAUGAAUCCAUGACUGAUCGUUCCCCAAGUGUUAAGUCAGCUAAGGCCAAUGGUAAGAAGAGAAAGGCAGAGGAAAGGCUGUCUGAGUUUGAGGGUAUGUGGAGCAUCAAGAAGGAGGAUUUGGCUAUCAAGGAAAGGCUCUCGAAGAUGAAGCUCCUUGAUAGCCUAAUUGCAAAAGCAUUGUCACGGGAAGUGAAGGAGAGUAGCAUUGUCACGGGAAGUGAAGGAGUGGAGUCAGUCUCAUGUCAAUAA